Molecule: messenger RNA, 2474 nt
Organism: Cylas formicarius (sweet potato weevil)
Lineage: Eukaryota; Metazoa; Arthropoda; Insecta; Coleoptera; Brentidae
Product: transcription initiation factor IIA subunit 1-like
Exons: 4
Coding region: 330-1046 (238 amino acids)
Biological process (GO): transcription by RNA polymerase II; transcription initiation at RNA polymerase II promoter
Cellular component (GO): transcription factor TFIIA complex
Source: RefSeq, a predicted model, not a curated record
ACGUACCGUUUUAUAUAUUUUUAGUUUAUAGUGACACCGAAUAAGUUUUUCAAAAAAUAAAAUAAACCGAACGCACGAUUUUCAUUCGUAAGCGUAAGUGGUCAAUUGGGUAAAUCGCUAAACGACUAUAGAAGUACUUAAUUUAAAAAGACAACCUGCGGAACGUCAUUACCGUUAGCGUUUUACCGCAGACCUGUACGACCAUAGUGGUGGAACAAGCUGCAGAGUGUGUUGUGUUAUUGUCGGUUAUCCCGUCUGCACGUCUGCAAAGAAUUUUGAAUGGAAAAUUCACGGAGAAAGUAAAAGCCGACAAAAGAAACGACGAAGAAAUGACGAACUCUCUCUGCAAAUCGUCUGUCUUGAAGACCUAUCAAGAAGUCAUAUCCGAUGUUAUAACACACAUCAGGGAGCAAUUUAUCGAGGAUGGUGUGGACGAAACUGUGAUACAAGAGUUGAAAAGUUUAUGGGAAACGAAACUGGCUGCUACAAAAGCGGCGACUCAACUUUCGCAGGAGACCGCUGACGUAGAGAAAAAUAUCGGUGCUAGUUCGAAUGCUGCAAAAUUGCAGCAGCAGCAACAACAGCAGAACUACAUCAGCCAAAUCCAUCAACAACAAAGUCGCCAAAAGCAAAUCAAGCAAACCAACACUCAGUUACCUCAGGCGAUCGCAUUUCCUGAGUGGCGACGCGUACCAGUACAGCUAACCAUACCCUCAGCGCCUGGAUCGAACGAGGAUUCAAGGAUUUUGGCUAUUGAGGUGCCUGAAGUGUUCUUGCAAGGUCAUCACUUAAAGUCGAUCUUAACAGGGCCGAUAAUAAGUGCCACUAUGAAUUUACCAAUACCAGCAGCAACUGCGUACUUACAAGAUGAAGUCAACAAUGCGUUUCUCAAACACCAACAAUCAACAAGCGUUAUUAAUAUUAACAUGGGUGUCAAUCCUUCUAUAAUACAAACCGACGGUGCUUUAAGUCCAUCGUCGUCCUGGAACGACGAUGACGAUGAUGUUUCCAUUAUUAAACGGUGUAUAUCUUUUAAGGAAUCCUAAAAUGGCGCAGCGACAAAAAAUAAAACAGAAAAAACCUCCUGAAGAUGCUGACAGUGCGUCAAUCGAAACUGCCGUCACAAAACCCUCCCAAGCUGAGCCAACACUCGCUGUGCCUAGUGUAGCGAGCACAUCGGAUAGCACCCCUAGUGACCUAAAUGAAGUGACAGAAGCGACAGAAUGUGACGAUCAACAAAUUACUCACUAUGAACAAGUUAUUAACCCGGAAUCCUUACCGAGACCAUCAAUAAAUCCGGAUAAAAUGUUUGCUAGUGCAAGAUAUUUUCACGACCUUCCGCUUAAACCAAAAAGCAGAUGGCCUUUUUAAAAAAAAAAUUAAAUGACAAAUUAAACAUUCUGCUUUCAGUUCCAGGCCUAAGAAAUUCUCAAAAUCAGUCAAGGUCAGCAAUUUUUAUUAGGAACUUGAAUCUACCAAUUAAUUUUAAACAUUAACAAAACAAUAUUUUGUUAAUAUUAUAUUUAACGUUUUAAAUUAGCUUUUAUGCCUUGAUAUGGCUGUGUUUAAAUACAUUGUAGAUUUUUUUGUAUUUUUCAGGGUUAGUUUAAAAGUGCUGUAUUAUUAAAUGUGUGCCAAAUAAAAAAUUCUUUUAUAUUAUUAUAUCCGUGUGUAUUUCUCCUUUUUCCCACCAGUUGAAUGAGGAAUAUUAUAUUCCGGGUAACAAAGUUAAUAUAGUUUUUUUGUUCAUUGUUUUUUUAAUCAACAUUCCAUCCGCUCAAUAAUGAAAGUAUUUCCGGACCAAGAAUAUUUUCGGUUUAUUUAUUUAUUUAUUAAUUUACCCACAGUAUUUACAUGAAACCAAAUAAAAGGCAACAAGUACAAUAUCAUCACAGCGCCAAAACUUCCCGGCCUGAAUAUGAGAGAAACAAAGUAGUGCCAUAAAAAUGAUUUACAAGCUUGAAUAUAUUUUCUAGAAUUAGUAAUAUUUUAUUAUUAAGGAUGACGUUUCUUUUGUUUAAAAAUAAUUUUGAGAAUACAUUUCUGUAUGAUAUUGAGCUUAUAAAAGAAACAAGAAUCCCGUACCUAAUUAGUGAUUAAACAAACGCUUUAUAGACAAUCACAAGUUUUUUAUUUAAAAAUUCUCUUAGAAGAUAAAAUUUGUGUAUGAAUUUACCAAUUUUAUUCCUUAAAUAAUCAAUAUGUGAUCCCCCUUUGAGAUGCUUAUCUAUCAUAAUACCCAGUUAUUUUAAACAAGAAACUUCCUCUAUAUCAUAACCAUUCAAACAAACACUUAUUCAGACCUACUUGCUGCUGUUAGAGAAAAGGCUAUUUAUUUUGUUUUAGUUAUUUUCAAUGUUAGUUUGUUAUCACCACUGAAAACAAGAACAGUGUCUUCUGCGUAUGACGCUUGGCAAUAAAGGGUUUAUAUAUGUAAUAUAAAGUAUAAGUCCUCAGACCUUACCUUGCGGGAC